This is a messenger RNA of Fusarium redolens, 696 nucleotides long. RefSeq lists its product as uncharacterized. The annotation marks the transcript as partial. Lineage: Eukaryota; Fungi; Ascomycota; Sordariomycetes; Hypocreales; Nectriaceae. The record is from RefSeq and is a predicted model, not a curated record. The transcript has a single exon.
AUGCUUCUCAAACACUUCCUCCUAAAUGCACUUCUUACCCUAACCUCAGUCACCGCCAUCCCCAACCCUGAGGCCGUGAAUUCAGGUCUCAAGGCUAAGGCUGAUGAUGUUGGUCCCUCGGGUCACUUCAUCACCCGCCGCUAUUGUGGCAGCGAGGCCUCCUUGAUGCACGGCAAGUGUAUCUGCAAGAAGAAAGGCCAGGAGUUCAACCCAGUCACCAAAAGAUGCAAAUGUCCUGUCGGCCAGAAGUGGGAUCGAGAGGCGGAGAAAUGCAAGUGUCCUGUCGGCCAGAAGUGGGAUCGAGAGGACGAGAAAUGCAAGUGUCCUGUCGGCCAGAAGUGGGAUCGAGAGGACGAGAAAUGCAAGUGUCCUGUCGGCCAGAAGUGGGAUCGAGAGGACGAGAAAUGCAAGUGUCCUGUCGGCCAGAAGUGGGGUCGAGAGGACGAGAAAUGCAAGUGUCCUGUCGGCCAGAAGUGGGAUCGAGAGGACGAGAAAUGCAAGUGUCCUGUCGGCCAGAAGUGGGAUCGAGAGGACGAGAAAUGCAAGUGUCCUGUCGGCCAGAAGUGGGAUCGAGAGGACGAGAAAUGCAAGUGUCCUGUCGGCCAGAAGUGGGGUCGAGAGGACGAGAAAUGCAAGUGUCCUGUCGGCCAGAAGUGGGAUCGAGAGGACGAGAAAUGCAAGUGUCCUGUCGGCCAG